Molecule: messenger RNA, 3808 nt
Organism: Orbicella faveolata
Lineage: Eukaryota; Metazoa; Cnidaria; Anthozoa; Scleractinia; Merulinidae
Product: cytosolic carboxypeptidase-like protein 5
Biological process (GO): proteolysis; protein deglutamylation
Molecular function (GO): zinc ion binding; metallocarboxypeptidase activity
Source: RefSeq, a predicted model, not a curated record
UACAUAAAAAAACAAUUUUACAAAUAUCUCCACAACACCCACCACGCCCCCUCCCCCCGCGUUCCAAAUUCAAAAUACGCUCUUUCACGCGAAUGAACGCGGCAGACUGAGUACUAGACAUGGUUGCGAGGUAACGGCGGUCAGUUGGAAUCGACUAAUUAAAACACUGGUCAAAAUGGCGGAAAGAUAGCGUCGGUAAAUACUGUAAUGUUGUAAUUUUAGCACAGAGGGUUUGGCAUUUUGAGAAGGAAGAUGUUAUGGAGGAAAGAAUAGGACCCUUGACUUUUAUCUCAAACUUUGACUCGGGAAAUUUGGCCCGAGUCGAAAGAGUGAAAUCAGAGGAAAACAAUUCCUCCAAUCACGAAGAUGAUGGGACAACCGUGAUUAUUCCAGACUAUGAUUACAAUGUUUGGACUGCUCCUGACUGUGCGGGGAUGGAGUGUGAAAAUCCAAACAGAACAUGGUUUUACUUUGGUGUUAGAGGGGGCCAAGCAGGAAAACUUUUAAGAAUAAAUGUCAUGAAUUUGAACCGACAAGGCAAGUUAUACAGCCAAGGCAUGGCCCCACUGGUGAAGGCAGUCCCAUCAAGGAAUAAAUGGGAAAGACUUAGAGAUAAACCUAAAUAUGAGACAAUCGAUGGGCAAUUUCGACUUUCAUUCACCUAUCGCUUUCCUGAUCAACGCAAUGGAGUACAUUAUUUUGCGUUUUGCUAUCCAUAUUCUUACUCUGAGUGCCAAGCAAAGCUGGAUGAGUUGGACAGGAGCUUCCUAAUAUGUCAGCAAAUGACACCCUCUUCACCAAAAGACGCUAUUUAUUUUCAUCGAGAACUGCUCUGUUAUUCAUUGGACAGCCUUAGAGUAGAUCUUUUGACAAUAACUUCUGUUAAAGGCAUGCUGGAUAGCAGGGAGCAAUGGUUACCCCAUCUCUUUCCUGAUAAAACUGUUCCAAGAGCACAAAGGUUUGAAGGAAAAAAGGUGUUUUUCUUGAGUGCUAGAGUGCAUCCCGGUGAAACACCAUCAAGUUUUGUGUUCAAUGGAUUUCUGGACUUUAUUUUACGAAAAGAAGAUCCUAGGGCUGCUGCAUUACGGAACCAAUAUGUUUUCAAAAUGAUACCAAUGUUAAAUCCAGAUGGUGUCAAACGUGGUCAUUACCGCACUGAUCCUCGAGGUGUGAACUUGAACCGUGUGUACACUGAUCCAGAUCCUCUUCUUCAUCCUUCAAUAUUUGCCGCCAAAAGUAUCAUCGCUUAUCAUCACACUAAAGGAGACUUCAAUCAAAAUUCAGAUCUCAACAAGUUGUGUGAAUGCGAUACUGAGAAGUCAGUUGAGACUUUUAAUAGCCUGGACAGCUCAGUCAUUGACACCGCUAUGGAAUCUGUGGUCAAGAGUGGCAUUUUGGAUGUUGCGUCAAUUCCUCCAGAGUUAAAACCAGGUUCACCUGAUUCCGAGUCUGUCAAAAUGGAAUUACAAAGUUUGGCAAACAGUGCAGUAUUAGACAAGGAUGAUAAUAAUAACAAGAAUGAAGCACUGUCGGCAAACUUGAACACCUUGACGCUGGAAGAUGUCCCUUUACCUGACAAAGUUCAGGCUGACUUAUUAAGCGCUGAUACUCAGAAGGACACUUCAGUUGUCAACCAACUUUCAAAUGACAGUACUAGUAGUAUGUCAAGUGACUGUCAUUCGGAGAAACAGGCAAAUAUUGGCCCCCUUAAAGAAGCUCAGUUUAAAAAGGUGCUAAGUAAUAAAAGAGAAUCUCCAAAGUGCAACAACUGUUUGUCAAAGACUUCAUCAGAAGGCAAUAGUGGUGUCGCAUACUAUGUUGAUCUACACGGUCAUGCCUCGAAGCGUGGAUGCUUUGUUUAUGCAAACUAUCUGGAGAAUGAAGAUAACUAUGUCAAUUCCAUUUUGUUUCCAAAACUUAUUUCCAUGAAUUCAGCUAACUUUGACUUUGCUGCUUGCAAUUUCACUGAAAAGAACAUGUACAGCAAGGAUAAACGAGACGGCAUGUCUAAAGAAGGUAGCGGAAGAGUUGCUAUUUAUAAAGCCACAGGAAUUGUUCAUAGCUACACCCUGGAGUGUAACUACAACUGUGGACGAACGGUGAACAGUCUUGCGCCUGCCACUUGUGAUGGUGGAUGUGCCACACCUCCUCCUGGACCAGGGUUCCCGCCUAAGUAUACACCGGAAAUUUUUGAAGAGGUUGGACGAGCAAUGGCAGUUGCUGUGCUUGACAUGAACAAUUCCAACCCAUGGUCACGUCUUCCUCUCAGUGAGUUCACAUCUUUGGAAGGGGUGAAGAACUGGGUCAGAAGAUUUGUCAAGAGUUCCAAGAAUGCACCCUCAGUCCCCAAGAAACUCUCUCGGGUUAUUACUAAAACUUCAAGCAUGGUGGCAGGUGCAACAGCAAGUACUCGUCAGAAAUUAUCGAUAUUGACAAGUUCAUCAAGUGACACAUCUGAUAACAAUGCUGCUGGAGGACUCAGAACAGCAGACCGUCCCUCUCAGAAUGGUGCAAAUGCUAUCAAGGAAGCUGGUAAAAAGACAACUGGAGAUGUAAGCCUGGCACGGCGUCCAUUUAACUUGACAAGUACAAGAAAGUCAUUGCAGCAAACACCAGGGACCUCAGCUGGGAAAAACCAAGAUACAAGCUCCUCUUCACCUGGGACACUGCCAGGAGGGACCAAUAGAGAUCCUUUACCUGGGACAGGUCCACCAAGGCUACCGGUGUAUAAACCAAAAGAACAACCAAGAGUGUCUCUAGAGCUUCCUAAAACAGGUCCAACAUUGAGACUGGUACAUAACUUCCGUCAUCAACAGCAAGUCCAUGUGCCUCACAUGUCACCUUCAAGUAAAUCUUUAUCAUCUCCUGUUGAGAUCAAAAUGAGCACUAUUGAUGUCCAAAAGCAAUUCACUGGUUUUAACAGAGGAAAACCAAGUCCAGUGAAAAAUGGUCAUAACAGCCACAGUGAUGAAGAAAAGAAAAAGAAAAAUCUACAGCAGAAGAGGAAAAAUGGAAGAAAGAAAGAGAAAAUUGGGGAAGCAGCAGUCAAUGACCAGAUGCAACCACAACAAAUCUCUUUGCCAAGAGCUCCAGAAGAAGAGAAUGCCCAUGUGAGCACUGUGCAUAUGGAAGAGGAAGGAAAAUCUAAGUGCUCUCAGUUGUCACGGAGAAACAGUUCCAAGAAUUUGAUAAGCUGUAGCAUGAUGUCAUGUGAAGUUGUGGACAUCAAAGAGCUGCCACACACACCCCAGAGUGGCAGCAGUGCAAGUGGCUUGACGUUCUGGACAAACACAUCUGUCAGCUGACAUCAAGGGAGCAGGGAUCAUGAACAAACAGCAAGAUUUAUUUAAUAUUGCAUGGAAAUUAAUAUAUUCUUGAGUAAAUCUAACAUACAGCGAUGGUCAUCACGUUUCUGUUUUAUUGUUUUCCAAAAAAUAUUUUGAUUAAGAUUGAAAAAAGUGAUUUAAUUUACAAUUUACAUUAUUUAUCCUUAGCAAAUUUUAAUGAAGAAGAAAAGGAGCAUUUAUUUUAAGUGUUUUUAGUGUGAGUGAGAUGUUCUAAAGCAUAAGAUGUAGAACUGAACCAACAAAGUAGGUAAAUAUCAUUUUAUACAUGUCAAUGUUUAAAUAAAAUGUUUCUCUUCACACAUGGACAGCAUGUGUGUGUUUGUGGGUGUUCAUAACUUCAAGUUAAUAGUCCUAUUUUUUUGAAGAACUCUGAGUGCCACAUGGUAAUGAUGUGAACUUGUGAGGUUAUGUUAAAUAAUUUUUAUUUGCUCUUCACAAUAAAGUCAUUACACACUUGUUCA